AGGGAAGAAGACUGAAUGAAACCUCCUCCUCCUGCCCCUUCCAUGAGGAGAAAAGGAGAAGCUGUGUGUGUGUGUGAGUGAGAGAGAGCUUCAUUGUGAGUCACUGCUUUGCUGGAAACAACAUUUUACAUUUUUACACACUCAAAGAAGGAAAGAAACUUUUAAAACUAAGAUUAAGAACAAGCAAAAAUGUCCAAACCUGACUACUCUGGUACUUUUCAUAUGGUGGAACAGGACAAUAUGGACGCCUACCUUGCUGCUUUAGACAUUAACUUCGCACUGAGGAAGAUUGUAUGCCUGUUGAAGCCCACCAAAGAGAUCAUCCACGAUGCGGCCUCGGGAGCCAUGAAGAUACGCACCAUCACCACUUUCAAGAACUUCAAUAUGGAUUUCAUCAUAGGACAAGAGUUUACAGAAGAUCUGGGUCCAGUGGAUGGCCGUACGUGUCAGACCACAGUGAGCUGGGAAGGGGAGAAGCUGGUUUGUGUACAGCGUGGCGAGAAAGAAGGCCGAGGAUGGACACACUGGCUGGAGGGUGACAAGCUGCAUUUGGAGAUGAGAGCUGAAGGCGUCGUUGCCAAGCAGGUCUUCAAGAAGGCCGAUUGAAGUACCUUUUUUUUUUUUUUAGUGAUUAACCUCGUUUAUU
Doryrhamphus excisus (bluestripe pipefish) is the source of this 646-nucleotide messenger RNA. It is a transcript of the gene rbp5, whose product is annotated as retinol binding protein 1a, cellular. The record is from RefSeq and is a predicted model, not a curated record. Gene Ontology annotation, molecular function: lipid binding. NCBI's taxonomy places the organism in Eukaryota, Metazoa, Chordata, Actinopteri, Syngnathiformes, Syngnathidae.